Prunus persica (peach) is the source of this 1914-nucleotide messenger RNA. RefSeq names its product probable sodium-coupled neutral amino acid transporter 6. Gene Ontology annotation, biological process: amino acid transmembrane transport. The transcript has 5 exons. Gene Ontology annotation, molecular function: amino acid transmembrane transporter activity. The record is from RefSeq and is a predicted model, not a curated record. The coding region runs from base 253 to 1701 and encodes 482 amino acids. Lineage: Eukaryota; Viridiplantae; Streptophyta; Magnoliopsida; Rosales; Rosaceae.
CUACCCAGAUUAGAGCUUGCCACCAUUUAAUUGGAUAAGGACGCUGGAUCCUGGGUGCCAUUGCCACACCAGCAAGCAACCAGUCUACUCAACCACCAUCGUCUUCGUGUUUGCUUCUUUCUUUAUUCUUGGGUUGGUCAAGGCAUCGUCUUGUGAUUCGUUGACCAAAAAAGCAAACUUACCAUUUGUUCUGUUACUUGUGCCUUUCAAGAUAAAGCAAACUACUCAAACAAAGCGGCUACGAAUUUCCUCAUGAAAGUGAAAGCAAGAGAAGAAGAGAAACUCUCACUCACUGUAAACCAGCAAGAAAAGAAAACAAUGACCACUGACAGCAAGCAAACCAAGAACCCAAGAAAAUGCAAGCAACCCAUUAACGAGGAAUCUCCACUGCUGCCAAAUCAGAGGGGCUGCGAUGAGCAGGCAGUGCAGGAAUUCAAUGGUGCAUCUUUUGCUGGUGCAGUGUUUAAUCUGUCAACGACCAUUAUUGGUGCUGGGAUUAUGGCGUUGCCUGCCACCAUGAAAGUGCUGGGUCUUGGCGUUGGGAUUGGUAUGAUCAUUUUUGUUGCGAUUUUGACACAGGCCUCCGUGGAGAUGUUGUUGAGGUUCAGCAAAGUGGGAAAGGUUGUGUCUUUCGGAGGGGUUAUGGGGGAUGCCUUUGGGAAAGCUGGGAAGGUUGUGUUUCAGUUGUGUAUCUUGGUGAACAAUCUUGGAACGCUCAUUGUCUACACGAUCAUCAUUGGUGAUGUGCUGUCUGGAACUUCUUCAACUGGAGUUCACCAUGCUGGAGUAUUGGAAGGGUGGUUUGGUGAACACUGGUGGAACGGGCGUACCUUCGUGCUGCUUGUCACAACCAUUUUUGUAUUUGCUCCUUUGGCAUCCUUAAAGAGAAUAGAUUCAUUGAGAUAUACAUCGGCCUUAGCAGUUGCGCUGGCAGUUGUUUUUCUAGUUAUUACUGCAGGAAUCGUAGUUAUUAAAUUCUUUUACGGAGGUAUUUCCAUGCCCAGGUUCCUUCCUAAUGUGUCUAAUAUUGCAUCGGUGUGGAAUCUCUUCACAGUUGUUCCUGUUCUUGUGACAGCCUUCAUCUGCCACUUCAACGUGCAUACAAUCGGCAAUGAGCUUGAGGACUCUUCCUUGAUUCAACCAAUUGUGCAGACAUCAUUGGCUUUGUGCUCUUCCGUCUACAUACUGACCAGCCUUUUCGGGUUCCUCCUAUUUGGGGACUCAACUCAUGAUGAUGUGCUAGCCAACUUUGACACCAACCUUGGCAUCCCUUAUAGCUAUUUGCUCAAUGAUAUUGUUCGCAUCAGUUAUGCCCUGCACCUCAUGCUUGUUUUUCCUGUUAUCUUCUAUCCACUGCGGCUCAACUUGGAUGACCUCGUCUUCCCCUCAUCUAGGCCUCUGGUUUCAGAUAAUUGUAGGUUUGCAUUAAGCACCAUUGGGCUCAUUUCUGUUGUCUUCGUGGGUGCAAAUUUUAUACCCAGCAUCUGGGAUGUCUUCCAGUUUUCUGGAGCUACUGCUACAGUUUGCAUUGGGUUCAUCUUUCCUGCUGCCAUUGCUCUAAGAGAUCGACAUCAAAUAGCAACAAGAAAGGACAAGAUUUUCUCUGUUUUCAUGAUUGGUCUUGCCGUGUUCUCAAAUGUGAUAGCAAUAUACAGUGAUACCACUGCCCUGUUAAAACAGGUGGUGUCCCAUGGUGCAUGAUUUUACAUUGUUUCACACAUUAGUUGAACAACCUGGACGUAUACUGAAUGCCAUAGCCAUUUGAAAUCCAGAAAAAACAUUGAUGUUUUCUGGGGAAAUAUGUGUAUAAUAAGGUGAAAGAACUCUAGCCUAUGUACUAUUCGUCUCUGGACAUGCAGCCACCGGCUCCAUGUGUAUUGGAAAUUUUUAAUGCAACACCUCAAUUCUUAAUUC